Messenger RNA from Myiozetetes cayanensis, 3361 nucleotides. It is a transcript of the gene FAM204A, whose product is annotated as family with sequence similarity 204 member A. Bases 398 to 1135 code for a protein of 245 amino acids. The record is from RefSeq and is a predicted model, not a curated record. The transcript is spliced from 9 exons. Lineage: Eukaryota; Metazoa; Chordata; Aves; Passeriformes; Tyrannidae.
GCCGUUUGCCGUUCCCCGCCCUGCGGUGCAGCCGCUUUUCCCCCGGAGCGGGUGCCCCGGGCGGGCUGUGCCGUGCCGGCUCUGCCGUGCCGCCCAGGGCAGGGCUUGUGCUCCCCUGGAAGCUGCUCCGAUGGAGGCACGGGAGGCGUUUGCUGCCCCUAAACCGAAAGCAGCCGUAAACAAAUGCGAAGGGGCAUAACUUUAAAGAACGGGAAGGCGGGGGGCGGAAUGAACCAAAGCGUCAACCUGUGCGCUCAAAUCGUCUGCUCCUCUCCAAACAGUGUUUUUCCCCUCGGGAUGGGUGACCUGGCGAGUCUGCAGUGCCUGGACGUGGUUUGCUCUUGCUGAACCUGGAGGAUGUGGAGCGGGCUGCUACCCCCAGGAGUGAACGAAAGUGAUGUCGAUUCGAGUUCUGAUGGUGCAGACGAUUCACCUGCCUCCUCUUGGAAGAAAGGGGCACCGGAGGACACUGAGGGAGCUCAGCUGUCUGAACUCUUGGACAGGAGUGGGCAGGGCAGCAGUGCCAGCAGCGAACCUGUUGUGGCGCCGCUGGCAGAUGAGGAAAGCGAGUGUCAGACGUGCCCUCCUGGAGUCUCUGUACACAUCUGGAACGUGCGUGUCUCUGCAGAAAUUUGUGGAGCUUCAGAAGAAGCACCGUGAAAUGAAAAUGGAAGCACAGCAGGAAAACAGAUGCCGAAAGAGAAAGCGCCACCGAAAAGCAAAACAGACGAAGGCCGAUGAGGUGACUAAGAGGUAUAACCAGGUCAAUGUGACUGUAACCAGUAGCCAACAGUUGGAAAAUGAAGAGAAAUGGAAAGAACUUACACAGUACUUUGGAAUCAAUGAUAGAUUCGAAUCACCUGUGCAUAGCAGGGCCCCACAAAAGUCUGGCCUUGAACUGAGCAUAGAGAGGUGUGUGGCUGAAGGUGACAUUGCCAAGGCUGAGGAGCUGAGUGACAGGCUGGCCAUGCGUGAGCUCGGUGUGAAAAUUGCCAAAGCAGCUGCUUGCCGCAACUUCGUGAAAGCCAAGCAAGAGGCAGAGGCUGCCCAAGAAGCUCAAAAGAAAAAGAAGCUUGCUUGGGGAUUUGAAGCCAAGAAAAGAUGGGAAACAAAAAGCAACAUGGGAUACAUGUAAUCUGUCGUGCUUUCCUCAGAAGUCACAUACCUGUUGUUACUUGAAGAAUCUUUGUAGGCAUCUUGUUAAAUCUAAACAUAAAAACAAAACCCAGCACAUCCAGUGCCUUGUAUUUAUCUUCCUGCUGUUAGACUGCACUGGCUUGUUUUGGUGCUGUCUUAUAAAAUAGUAAAAAGUACUAUUUAAACAUCAAUCCUAUGUUAAAUGUAGCACUUUUCUCAUAAAUAUGAAAAACUUAGCUAAUGCAUUUCAGAAUGCAUUUGGAGUCUGGUAGAGAACUGCCUGAACUUGGAAUAAAACACUUGGUCCAAACAUGUUUUGUGCUGUACUGCAGUUAUGAGGGGUGGGUGUAAGGGGAAGGGUAAGUUUUCCUGCUGGGGUUACACAGACUUAAUGCAGGCAGUACUGCUUUCCUGCUUGAAAGCUGGAGGGGAACUCUAAAUAAAGAAAAGCAAAACAAUCCUACCUGUUUUAAACCAAAAUUAUUUAUGCAUUUAUAGCCUUAGUAAAUAGAAACACAAAACAUUUGUGUCCCUCUCCUGGAAGGAUCUGGUACUUUUUGUCAUGUCCUGGUGCCACACUCUUCAGAACAUUUCAAAUUCCGAUUUUUCUCUCCUUCCCAAGAACACAUGUUUUAAAAGUACCAAUUUCUUUGAGCAGAUAAAAUAUAGAAUUGUGUAUCUUGGAAAAAUAUCUGAACCGUGUUAACGUUGUACAGUCAAGUGCACCCGAGAUACAAAUGCAGAUCUUCCUAGGAGUCAUGUGUUUUACAGAUCAAUUAGGAUUUGAAUGUUUAUGUUAUAAGAUUAUAACAAGAACUGGUGAUAAUGUUUCUUCGAAAUUGUUCUCAGUGAAAAGCAGGUACACAUUCAGAACUAAUAACUUUCCUCCCUGAAGCUCUUGCGUGUAUGUGUAGCCACCACAAGGCCCGAAUUGAAUCAGUAACGUAAAUGUCAGUUAUUGUUAACCAAGAUUAAUAUGUUUCAGGCCAGAGGUGUGGUAUUAGCGUAAUGGUGAUUUACUGUGGAAGUUCUUGAGGCUAAAACACCUUGCCAACAAACAGCAAUUGGAAGUUUUACGGCAGCAAUUCGGGGAGUUCAGCUUUGCAGCCCGAGCUGGAAUGGUGCAUUUUUGUUCAUUAGCCCUCGGGAUAUUUGAUUCUCUGUCUUUUUUUAGCAGAACAUCGUAUUUCUUUCACACAGAUGAGAGUUUGCAGCAUGGUAAUCUGCAGUUAGCUGUAAUUAGCUGUGAUGACAGAGUUGAACACAAUUGCCAGGAUUGUAAAUCAGGGGCUAAACAGGUUUCUGCAGUAUAACACCAUAAAUCUCACUCUAGGCUUACAAACUACAUUGCUUUAGGAACUUGUGUGUGGAAGGAAGCAAGUGUUAUCUCUAGUAAAGUGAUUAUAAAGGAAAAUUGCAUGUUUACGUGUGCAAACACACAGGUUACACCGUGAACCUUCAUCGAGAUUUUUCUCAGUUCCAAGUGCUCCUGUCCAAAAGUUCAGGCACUCUCUCCAUAAUUUCUGUUAUUUUUUAAGCAGCUGGCAGAUGGGUGUUAGAUACAGUUGACCUUUCUGCUUGUUGUAUACUGAAAAGCAGAGUGAUGCUGAUUAUUUAGUGCCAAACACAUCAGCAGUGUUCCAUUAAACAUUUUAAAUUACUAAUAUAAUGUAUUAAGUAUGCUGUAUAUAUUUUUGCAGUAAAGACUCUUAAUAGUAACAGUAUUUAUGUGUCAAAUCAAGAUCUUGAUCUAGUUACAGGGAGCAGUGUUUUUUGUUAUGAAAAUGUGCUAUAAAAGAAAUCCAAACCCUCAAAAACCAGCUAUUGCCCUAACACCUCUAAUACUUCUCACUUUACCAAUCAGUUUUAUGUUAGGCCAUUAAUCAUGUAACUGUUUAGGAAGUAUGCAGAAUAUUUGCAUUGGGUUACUUGUAUCAUGAAUUUAGAAUGGUCACAUUUCAAGCAUUUUUAUCUACCUAAAGUAUUUGCUUAUUAUAGUUGAUUUCCAGAAUCUCUGGUUAACAGGGAAGAUUCAAAAGCCUAAUCCAGCUUUAUAGAGAUCCUAUAAAUACAUAAUAAAUGAAUGCACGAUGGUGCCUUUAAUAAGCAUCCUCCUAAAUUGGUGAUCUGUUUUGAAAUGUUUUGCAUUCCUCACACUUUUUUUUGGUAAUGUUUGUUUCUGUGUUGUAAAUUUUGGCCAAACAAGUAAAACUGCAUUCUGAGA